CCAAGUGUUGAGAAGAAAUCCAGAGUUGAGGGCCAUCCAGGUGAUAAUACUAUGCUUGGAGAUAUUGAAUUUGUUCCAAACGAUGCCUGCAUAGUCGACCUUAGGAUGGGUGUGCCUAAUGAGGUUCUAGGCUAUUUUGGAGUUUCCAUUUCCAUCAGGGCUAAGAGACUAACCAGUCUUCAACAGGGAGCUGUGGGAGUUCAUACAGGGCUAUCAUUGGCUCACUCUUUAUGGGAAUAUUUUUCAAGUAUACCAUGUAUUUCCACCAAAGGCCCUCCUACGAGCCUGCUUUGA
Molecule: messenger RNA, 294 nt
Organism: Ilex paraguariensis (yerba mate)
Lineage: Eukaryota; Viridiplantae; Streptophyta; Magnoliopsida; Aquifoliales; Aquifoliaceae
Source: the annotation of a GenBank genome assembly